Suillus paluster is the source of this 423-nucleotide messenger RNA. RefSeq lists its product as uncharacterized. NCBI's taxonomy places the organism in Eukaryota, Fungi, Basidiomycota, Agaricomycetes, Boletales, Suillaceae. The record is from RefSeq and is a predicted model, not a curated record. The transcript has 2 exons. Bases 1 to 423 code for a protein of 140 amino acids.
AUGCAGAACCACAGCCUGGGCGAGCUUUUUGACGGGACGAGGGAGGAUAUUGCGAAAAACAUACUUGCAUCAGGUGACUCGCCAUUCGCGAGUUCGUCAUUUACACAGCCCCUGGUGCGCAAGAAUUCUCAGGGAGGGAAUAUGGUCCCUUGCGAGGGCUCAAACUUCCCGAAGGCGAAGGAGAGUCCGGCAAAUAUCGAAGUUCUGAAAGCGUGGCGAACGAUCACGUCGCAUCCUCAGUUUAAGGUGGGUGACGCGGAUAUCAAUGAGCUAUGCACUGAGUUUACGAAGAAGGCACGGUGUGACGGGAAAAAGAUCGUUUUAGAGCCAGAGGGUGUGCAUGAUAUCUUGGAGACAUUCAAAGCAAAGUCGUUGGCUCAGAAGCAGCAGCAACAACAGUUAAAGGAAAUGUUGUCCUUGUAG